AUGGAAGAAGAAGAUCAUGAGCAUGAGGCAAAUCCCAAUCCCACCCUCCUAAACCUCCCUCUAUUCUCCAUAAUGCCAUCACCAGAGCAUCCUUCAGGAAUGCUUACACCCCCACUCUACUCAUCAGCCUCUGUUCCUUUCAGGUGGGAAGAACAGCCUGGAAAGCCCAGGCCUUGCACAUCCCUCAUCCCUUUUCCUAGUGCCACCACCACUCAAGAGGAUUCCCCCAAUAAGCCCAAGGGCCUGGAGCUGCCUCCCUGCAGGCUAUUCUUGGAUCACCCCACCAAGACUCCAUCUCCCACCACUGUACUUGAAGGUCCUUAUGUGUUGGGCAGCAAGCCCAAGUUCACUUCAUUCAGGUUUUCCAAAGAAAGACAAAGACAGGCUUCUUUUGAUAGCAUUGAUGAUGAUAGUCAAAGGAGUACUAGCCCUGAUCUUGAGGCAGGGCACUUCAGUAAUAAAAGUAAGCUGCCACACAAGGGCAAAGGUGGAAUCUUUGGUUCUUGGAGGUAUAACCUCAGGACCCCUAAAGCCAGCAGCAGGCCUGGAAAGAUUGGGGAAAUUGGGGGAAGCAGUAGAAGCUUUAUCCAUCCAGAUUUUGAAAGUGAUGAGACUAACAUUUCCAAGAACAAGGUUUCAAGGAUGAGGAGAAAUGGAAGCUUUUCUUCAAGCCUUACCCAAGCCAGGUCUCACUUUUGGGCAGCCGUGUACGAGGGAAUCAAGCAAGUCAUGCCUUGGAAGAGCAGGAAAUCAAAGAAAGGACUUGUGUAG
Molecule: messenger RNA, 771 nt
Organism: Oldenlandia corymbosa var. corymbosa
Lineage: Eukaryota; Viridiplantae; Streptophyta; Magnoliopsida; Gentianales; Rubiaceae
Source: the annotation of a GenBank genome assembly